AUGCGGCUGCCAACGGAGUUGCUCGCGCUGCUGGCGUGCGCUGCGCAGGCCUGGGCGAAUACCGAGAUCGUCAAUUUCGACGUCUCUCUCAGCCCCGACCUCCCGCUGCCGCAAGCCGCGGCGUGGCCGACGCUGUCUCCCGAGGCCGCAGAGCAGCUCUUCCACGUCACGCCCGCCCCGCUCGGCGCGUCCAUCGCGGACGUGUGCGAGCCUGCGACGCUCGACUCGCUCGGCGCGUGCCCGCACGAGCUGUGGCUCGCCCUGGGCACCGACGCGCCGCCGUGGGACGGUUUCACCAAGUUCACGCUCCGCAUAUCGUGGCCAGCUACGUCCCCGGCCGACUUCCACAUCGACACCUUCGCGCCGGACGAGCUCGUGCAGCGCCUGCGCGCGCCGCACCUCGCCCACGUCCGGCUCGCCGCGCGCGGGCGCACCCGCCGGCGGUUCGCGCGCGUGCGCGUCGUCAGCACGGGGGUGCUCACGCCGUCCGCCGACGGCGCGCACGCGCGGCGGGCGCGCGAGCCGGUGUCGUUCGUGGUCAGGGUCGAGCCGCUGUACUUCGGGGUGCUCCCGGGGUCGGUCGUCCCGGUGGUGCUGCUGCUGCUGGCUGUCGCGGCCGCGGCGGGGUUCGUGGUCCGUCCGGUGGUGCAGAGGCGGUUGGAGGAGGUGGCGGGGGCGGUGAGGGCCGGACGUGUGCGGGAGGAGAAGUCCGAGUAG
Messenger RNA from Epithele typhae, 717 nucleotides. RefSeq lists its product as uncharacterized. Bases 1 to 717 code for a protein of 238 amino acids. The record is from RefSeq and is a predicted model, not a curated record. The transcript is spliced from 3 exons. NCBI's taxonomy places the organism in Eukaryota, Fungi, Basidiomycota, Agaricomycetes, Polyporales, Epitheliaceae.